Sinocyclocheilus anshuiensis is the source of this 2720-nucleotide messenger RNA. Its product is annotated as alkyldihydroxyacetonephosphate synthase, peroxisomal-like. The transcript is spliced from 20 exons. The record is from RefSeq and is a predicted model, not a curated record. The coding region runs from base 144 to 1976 and encodes 610 amino acids. Gene Ontology annotation, biological process: lipid biosynthetic process. Lineage: Eukaryota; Metazoa; Chordata; Actinopteri; Cypriniformes; Cyprinidae. Gene Ontology annotation, cellular component: peroxisome. Gene Ontology annotation, molecular function: FAD binding; alkylglycerone-phosphate synthase activity.
GGGUUAAUCUUCAGUAUUCCAGUCAGCAGUAGUGGCGCACCGGAGCGGAGCGCGGUGCAUGACGGGACGCGGGUGUAAUCUCCACCUCACAUCCCUCCAUCAUCAGCCGCACGCUGACCUCUGACAGCAAACACGGAAGCAGCAUGGCGUCAAACAGCAGCAGCACCGCACAGCAGAGACUCAGGAUCAUAGCCGGACAUUUGCAGAAACGGCCAGAAGAUGAACACCCGAGCGUCGCUGCGCAGGAGUGUAAAGCCGAGACGUCCCGAUCCAACCCGAGCAGCGCGACACCGGUGCCGAAGAGGAGGCAGGAGAUCAUGAAGUGGAAUGGCUGGGGUUACAGUGACUCAAGGUUCCUGUUCAAUAAAAAGGGUCAAGCAGAGUUCACAGGGAAACGGUAUCGGUUGAGUGGGCUGAUUUUACCAAGUCUGAAGGACUGGUUCGAGGGCACGUUUGGAGCCAAUUUACAGCAUAAAUCUCCUGCGACACCCACCGUGAAUUUAAGUGCAGUUGCUCCUCCUGACCUGAACGAGCCCUUCGUCGAGGAUCUGAAAGCAGCAGGUGUGGCCAUGUCACAUGACCCAGAGGACCGGGUUUUCCGAGCUCAUGGUCACUGCCUGCAUGAGAUCUUUGCCCUGCGCGAGGGGAGGAUAGGACGGGUGCCCGACAUGGUGGUUUGGCCGAGCUGUCACAAAGAUGUAGAGAAGAUUGUGGAACUGGCCUGCAAACACAACGUCUGCUUGAUACCCUACGGAGGUGGGACGAGUGUGUCCAGUGCGCUAGAGUGCCCUCGUGAGGAGACUCGCUCCAUUGUCUCUUUGGACACCUCUCAGAUGAAUCGAAUAUUGUGGAUCGAUGAGAAGAAUCUAACAGCUCAUGUGGAGGCUGGAAUCAUCGGACAGGAUCUGGAGAGACAGUUGAAUGAGCGUGGUUACUGUACGGGCCACGAGCCGGACUCCAUGGAGUUCAGUUCUCUGGGCGGCUGGGUGGCCACACGGGCAUCAGGCAUGAAGAAAAACAUCUACGGCAACAUUGAGGAGCUGGUGGUGCAUAUAAAGAUGGUGACCCCUAGAGGAGUGAUUGAGAAGAGCUGUCUGGGGCCCCGCAUGUCCACCGGCCCCGACAUACAUCACUUCAUACUGGGCUCAGAGGGAACUCUGGGAGUGGUGACUGAAGUCACACUGAAGAUCCGACCCAUUCCUGAGUAUCAAAAGUACGGCUCCGUUGUCUUCCCAAACUUCCAGCAGGGUGUGGCGUGCCUGAGAGAGGUGGCCAGACAGAGAUGCGCUCCAGCAUCCAUUCGGCUAAUGGACAACGAGCAGUUUCAGUUUGGUCACGCACUCAAGCCACAAGUGUCCUCCAUAUUCACGUCAUUCUUGGACGGGUUGAAAAAAUUCUACAUCACAAAGUUUAAAGGAUUUGACCCGCACCACCUGUGUGUCGCUACACUGUUAUUUGAGGGGGAUCGUGGGAAGGUUUUGCAGCACGAGAAACAGGUUUACGACAUCGCAGCCAAGUUUGGAUUUGUCAUCGCGUAUCUGCGGGAUUUGGGAAUGGACUACUAUGUGAUCGGAGAGUCGUUUGAGACGUCUGUGCCGUGGGACAGGGUUUUGGACUUGUGCAGAAAUGUGAAGGAGAGGAUUGUAAGAGAGUGUAAGGAGAGAGGAGUACAGUUCCCUCCGCUCUCCACAUGCAGAGUUACACAGACGUAUGACGCAGGUGCUUGUGUGUAUUUCUAUUUUGCCUUUAAUUACCGGGGUCUGAGUGAUCCAGUUCACGUCUACGAACAAGUGGAGCAUGCAGCCCGGGAGGAGAUUCUGGCCAACGGAGGAAGUCUGUCUCACCACCAUGGAGUGGGAAAACUCCGGAAGGAAUGGAUGAAAGAGAGCGUGUCCGGCGUGGGGCUCGGCAUGCUCAAGUCGGUGAAGGAGUAUGUGGACCCCCAGAACGUUUUUGGCAACAGAAACCUGUUGUGAUUCACUAACAUUCUGUAUCCGCGCAUUUUCUAUCAUCAUCUAGUAAUAUUUGAUUUGAACUUCAUAGUCCUGUCUUUUUCUUGGUGUGUGUGCACACACUAAUACGAUAAACCACUCCUCUGUUUCCCAUUAACUCGGUCCUCUUAUUGUCACCUUUGACCUCAUCUUUAGUGAGGUGGUCACGUGACUUCAGUUCUCGGCGGUCUUCCUGAUUGAACAGGUUUUUGAUACUGUAACGUCUGGAUGCUUCUGUGUCUGGCACUACAUGUUGUGUUUGGGACAUUAGCAGUAACUGAAUUAUGCUUUUAAAAGCUGUGCCUUCUGUCCGUCUGUCUGUCUGUCUGUCUUCCACUCCUCUUUCUGAGUGGCUAAACGUUUACUGUCUUUUAUCCUCUCUUCCUUACUGUACUUUUGCCUUUUCUAUUCGCCUGUCAAACUAGGUGUAUUAUAAUUUUUGGGUGAAUCUCAUAAAAGAAAUGUUCUAUUUGUAUAUGAAAAAAAUACAUAAAGACAAUGGAGACAGGUUUUUUGGCCCAUUAAGACCACUUAAAAAUCUGCACAAUUUCCCACCAAAUCUCACUGCAUUAACAUAUAUAAAAAUCUUACAGUAAUUAAAAUAAUUACAAUUAUUCAUAUUACAAAAAAUGAAAAUGGGGGAAUAUGCUUAACUGUAAUAAAAAAAUCUGUCUCAACUAAAAAUAAAUGCUUCAAAAUUCUCAAUUUUCUUGACGCAAAAUAUAUUUU